This is a messenger RNA of Suillus discolor, 678 nucleotides long. RefSeq lists its product as uncharacterized. The transcript has a single exon. NCBI's taxonomy places the organism in Eukaryota, Fungi, Basidiomycota, Agaricomycetes, Boletales, Suillaceae. The record is from RefSeq and is a predicted model, not a curated record. Bases 1 to 678 code for a protein of 225 amino acids.
AUGAACCUAGUGCUAACAAUGUAUGCAGUAUACAAUAUUAACGGCGAGACACCAACAAAUGACCAAGUCUGGCGGUCGCUCAGAAGCCUCGACACCCCGAAAAACAUAUGGGGAUUCCUAUGGAAGAGUUUGCACGGUGCCUACAAGAUUGGAGAAUUCUGGGACAAAAUCCCCAACUGUGAAAUGAGAGGAAGGUGCGGGCUAUGUGACUUACCUGAGUCUAUGGAACAUAUCCUCCUCGAUUGUGACAAGUCCACAGCUUCCAAAACAAUCUGGAAAGCCGCCAAAGAGUUAUGGCAGAAACAUGAAUCAAAUUGGCCAGGCGUAUGCUUUGGCACAAUCCUUGGAUGUAACUUGAUAACCUUUCGUGAUCCGCAAAAGAAGUUGAAACUGGAAACGACCAGACUAUUCAAAACCUUAAUUUUAGAGUCAGCACACCUCAUUUGGAAACUUAGGUGCAAAAGAACCAUCAAAUUUGGUGGGAACAGAGAAAAAUACCAUUCUGAGGCCGAAAUCCUCAACAGAUGGCUCCACACCAUCAACAUGAGACUAAAAUUCAACAGGCUACUCACAGACUCUAUGAGAUAUGGGAAAAAAGCCAUUAAGGUAGACAUGGUUCUAAAAACCUGGAGUGGCCUUUUAAAAGACAAAGAUAACCUUCCAGAUAACUGGAUCUGA